AUGUUGACUGAACGACGCUGUCACGGUGGCGUCAAGGCGCGCGAGCGACAGUUACUCAACCCACAACGGGAGUGUGAGCUUGUGCUAUACAUAGAAAAAUGCGCAAGAAGAGACUUGCCAUCUAUAAGAGAAAUGAUACAAAAAUUCGCGACGACGAUAGUGAAGUUGGAGGUUUCCCACAGCUCGGUUACGCGGUUUCUUCAUUGGCACGCCGACGAGCUUACCAUCAGAUGGAGCCCUAGGACCGAUUGCGAUAGGUACCAAUCUGACUCACCGUUCAAGUAUAAAUUAUACUUUGACAUGCUUCACCCGAGGAUGCAAGAGCACGAAGUUGAAGAGCGCAACACGUACAAUGUGGAUGAGAGAGGCUUCGCUGUUGGUGUCGCAAAACGCGGCAGACGUGUCUUCUCUAAGGCCUUACUAGGUCCCAAAUAA
This is a messenger RNA of Bipolaris zeicola 26-R-13, 435 nucleotides long. RefSeq lists its product as uncharacterized. The record is from RefSeq and is a predicted model, not a curated record. The transcript has a single exon. NCBI's taxonomy places the organism in Eukaryota, Fungi, Ascomycota, Dothideomycetes, Pleosporales, Pleosporaceae. The coding region runs from base 1 to 435 and encodes 144 amino acids.